This is a messenger RNA of Amorphotheca resinae ATCC 22711, 1245 nucleotides long. RefSeq lists its product as hypothetical. Gene Ontology annotation, biological process: DNA damage checkpoint signaling; DNA repair. Lineage: Eukaryota; Fungi; Ascomycota; Leotiomycetes; Helotiales; Amorphothecaceae. The transcript has 2 exons. The record is from RefSeq and is a predicted model, not a curated record. Gene Ontology annotation, cellular component: checkpoint clamp complex. The coding region runs from base 81 to 1121 and encodes 346 amino acids.
AAGGAGUUGAGAACACAAUCAGACCAAGUAAUUGAACAUCAUUCGAAGUCCCAUAUACUCUCCGCUCCCCAUCCAUCACCAUGUCGGCAACUCGCGAUUUGGAGCAGGGAGUCCCAAUCUUCAAGGCAGUGUCAAGCUCCGCAAGGCAACUCUUUCAAUUACUCAAUUGCAUUCGUUUUGCUCCCAAAUGCCAAAUCCAGAUUAGCCAUGAGGGGUUACGGUUUGCGGUAGAGGAGUCAAGAGUCAUGCAAGGAAUCGUCUUUCUCGACAAAGCUCUCUUCACCACUUUUAACUGCUCUCUCCCCGAGCCCACCGAUGACAAUCCGGAUUCUGGCAACGACCUCCCCCACUUCCAGAUCUCCCUCGUAGCCCUUCUCGAAACGCUCCAGAUCUUCGGCGCAGCCGACACCCCUAAUUCCCGCUUCUCCAAGCCCGACAAUGACGGCUACGGCUCCAGCCUCCGCCGGGAUCGUCCCAACGCCUUCAGCAACCAGGCCCUCGGCAUGCCAGGCAUCUGCCGCCUCUCGUACGCCGGCCUCGGCUCCCCCUUCAGCAUCCUCCUUGAAGAAGCCGGCGUGACCACGACCUGCAACCUCAAUACCUACGAGCCCGAAGGCCCCGAGGAGAUCCCCUUCCAGCGCGACGCCAUGCAAGUCAAGAUCAUCAUGCAAGCGCGCUGGCUCUUCGACGCCGUCUCGGAGCUCUCCUCCACGUCGCCCACCCGUCUCGACAUCACCGCCUCCCCCACGGCCCCCUAUCUCAGCCUCGCGGCGGUCGGGCACCUGGGCAGCGCGAGCGUCGAUUUCGGGAAGGGCCGCGAGCUGCUCGAGACGUUCGCCGUGGCCGAGAAGUGGUCCCAGAGCUAUAAGUUCGAGAUGGUCCGGGCGGCCGGCGAGGCUAUGCGGCUCGCGAGUAAAGUCAGUGUUCGCGGUGAUGAGCAGGGGGUCUUGAGUUUACAGUUCAUGGUCGAGGUGGAAGGAGGCGGUGUCAGCUUUGUGGAUUUUAGAUUCGUGCCAUUCUUGCGGGAAGAGGAGGAGGAGGAUGAUGAUGAAGGGGAGGAAGAGGAGACCCAGGAUGAGGAUGAGUAUGAAAAUGAGGAGACCCAGGACGAUAAUAUGUGAGAUUACUGUCUAGUUGCUUUUCUGCAAGGCAAGAAUUUAAAAAGCCCAGGUUCUGUAAAUUGGCGCAAGUGUACUUUGACAAGAUGUAUUUACACGCUCGAGCAUCUACUCCCACAUAACACUU